Messenger RNA from Anopheles merus, 1206 nucleotides. RefSeq lists its product as uncharacterized. The transcript has 2 exons. The record is from RefSeq and is a predicted model, not a curated record. Bases 388 to 1206 code for a protein of 272 amino acids. Lineage: Eukaryota; Metazoa; Arthropoda; Insecta; Diptera; Culicidae.
GUAGGGAUCAAGAGUGAGAGAGAGAAGUUUAGCGAAAUCAGAGAGAGCGAAAAUAUUGAAACAUGCAAAAAUGAGGAUGAGAGAGGAGAGAUUGGACGAAAGCAGAGAUAGAGAUGGAGAAGGCGCGUGGAAAAGGAGACGGACGUCUACCGGUAGUUAGCGGUAGCUGGGAUCAAGAGAGAGUGAACUCCGAGAGUGAAUCGAGAGAGAGAGAGUGUGAGAGAGGGAUAGAUCGUGAGAUCAGGGAGAGAAGACAAGUCAGGCGACAGGGAGAAAUAAAGGAGCCUCGGGUCAGUCUUGUGGUUGAUCGCAAAGAGAUCGGUUGAGCGUGAAACAACAACAACAAAAAAAAGAAAUUGAAUAAAAAAAGCCUGAUAAAUAAUUAAAAUGUGUGACGAUUACGACAAUGGCGCAUGUCGCGACAGUGAAAUAACAAAAGCGAACGUUGACGCUUUGAUUCGGGCUUUGGAGAAAGAAAAGCAGAAGAACUCCUUUUUAGAAUCACUGUUAAAGGAUGGUUGCGCGAGUUCAACGAAACGACGAAAUGACUGGAUCGAGGAACCUUCCGACAACCAAUUGUUCGAAGCUACUCCUCGUGGAUGUUCUACAUUUCUUGAUUCUGGAACACAAUCCACCAACGAGGCUUCCAUGUCGGCGUCCAUGUCUUUCGCCACAUUGCAAAUAGCCGUUUGCCAACCGAAAGACGGAAAAGAAGAAGUGGACAAGACGACAUUCGAUAGAUGGAGAGAGUUAUUUGAAGCGGCAAUGGAGUUUGCGGGAAUUACCAGUGAAACUCUAAAAAUGAAUGCCUUUAAAAUGAAGGCAGGCCCUUCACUGUUGGGCAUUCUAGAAAGUACGUCGACAAAUGAUUCAGCCAAGGAUGCGAAACUAUUUCCAUACACUAACACAAUGGAUCGAUUAGAUCACUAUUUUAAUUCCCAUUAUUACGUGUUUCGUCAGCGUCAAAAAUUACGCACGAUGAACCAAAUCAAAGGUGAAUCGGACUACCAAUUCGUAAAACGAGUGAUCGAAUCUGGGAAAUUAUGUAAUUACAAGGAGGAACAAUUAAUCGAAACAAUUGUCGACGUGAUACAGGUGCAUGCUAUUAACCCAAAGUACGUAUGGCAGGAUGGAAAUUCUCAAAAAACGCGGAACAAUAACAGAUCUACUGGAAAAAGUUCGAACAUGCGAAAUAGAGAAAUUUAA